CCGCCUCUUCCUCUUCCCUGACAAGCAUCACGCUUUCCCACUGUGACCUCAGACUGUCGUUGAGCCAAUGCAUGCCUCCUAGCACAAGUUUUAAUGAAACCUGAAGGGAGAGCAUCAUAAAUAAAUUGAACUAAGUAUCGGCUUCAAUAUUUAAUUGGUGACUUGUUCAGCUGACCCAACCCGACGGAGACAUGGCCGAAAUCGAAGAGCUUUCCCCGGCGUCGGGCCCGGUGUCUACCCGGCCCCCCGAAGACGAGAUUGACGACGAUGAAGAUGAAGAUCUGGAUGAGACAUUGAUGGAGAGGUUGUGGGGCCUGACAGAGAUGUUUCCUGACACUGUUCGUACAGCAGCCGAGAUGUCUGCACACUGCUCAGUCUCACUGGCAAAGAAGUUUUACAGUUUCUCCCGCUCUGCGCUCUGGGUGGGCACUACCUCCUUCAUGAUCCUGGUGCUGCCUGUCGUGUUUGAGACAGAAAGACUACAGCUGGAGCAGCAGCAGCUUCAACAGCAGAGACAGAUCCUGCUGGGGCCCAACACUGGAAUGUCUGGUGGGAUGCCGGGCAUGAUGCCUCCUGCGCCUGGCAAGAUGUGAGAAACAACGAGGAGCUGAAAAAGAACCUGAGAUCCACUGCUCGCGGUGCCGCAUGGCCGGCAACGAGGAGAGACAGAGAGACCUUGGAGAAGAGCAAAGAACUGCAUUUAAAAAAAAAAAAGCUGUAUGUCAACGGUGAAACAUUUUGCUCACUCCAACGCAUUGGAUCGUCUAAUGUGAUCGGAGGAGGAGGAGAAUGUGAUGCGUUUGUAAGCCUUCUCCCUCGCUGUCUCUCCUUACUCUAACAUCAUGCAAAGACUUAUUCCCAGGAGCACUGCUUCUGUUUUUUUUCUUUUCUUUCUUUUUUUU
Molecule: messenger RNA, 902 nt
Organism: Labrus mixtus (cuckoo wrasse)
Lineage: Eukaryota; Metazoa; Chordata; Actinopteri; Labriformes; Labridae
Gene: tomm22
Product: translocase of outer mitochondrial membrane 22 homolog (yeast)
Exons: 4
Coding region: 192-593 (133 amino acids)
Biological process (GO): intracellular protein transport
Cellular component (GO): mitochondrial outer membrane
Source: RefSeq, a predicted model, not a curated record